GUCUCGUGAUACAGGAAACGGUCGCUGCGGUCCUGCCCCUGUCAACCGUGCUGAUUGACCCAGAGUUCCCUUCUCCUUCAGGCCACCAUGUCUCGCUCCCGUCAGCCCCCGCUGGUUACGGGCAUCUCGCCCAAAGAGGGCGCGGCCUGGACCAAAGUCACCAUCCGUGGAGAAAACCUGGGCACAAGCUCGACCGACCUCAUUGGUCUGUCGAUCUGUGGCCACAACUGCCUGCUGACAGCUGAGUGGAUGUCAGCCAGUAAGAUAGUGUGCCGUGUGGGUCCCGCCAAAGACGACAAGGGAGAAAUCAUCGUCACCACAAAGUCCGGAGGUCUCGGCACCUCCACGGUCUCUUUCAAACUCAUCAAGCCGGAGAGGAUCGGUAUCCUGGACCAGUCUGCUGUGUGGGUAGAUGAGAUGAACUACUACGACAUGAGGACUGACCGCAACAAAGGCAUCUCCCCGCUCUCCCUGAGACCCAGCAAUCCACUGGGCAUUGAUAUAGACAAAGGUAAAAUCCCACAGAAAGACAUGGAGCUGACAUUCCCUGGCAUGAGUGGAGACUUCACCAGUGAGAACUUCUCUGCUACCUGGUACCUCAUAGAAAACCAUGCAGGCUCCAGUUUUGAACAGCUGAAGUUUGCAGCCAGUAAUCUGAAGAAACAGGCCACAAAGAAGAAUGAAGGGAGUCUUGCCUACGUGAAAGGAGGUCUCAGUACGUUCUUCGAGGCCCAGGACGCUCUGGCAGCAAUCCACCAGAGGCUGGAGUCUGACGGGACGGAGAGAGUGGAGGGAUCAAUGACCCAGCGACUGGAAAACAUCCUCAACAGAGCGAGUGAUACGGCAGAUACUCUUUUCCAGGAGGUUCUGGGGAGGAAAGACAAAGCUGACUCCACACGCAAUGCACUCAACGUCCUGCAACGUUUCAAGUUUCUCUUCAACCUGCCGCUCAAUAUUGAGCGCAAUAUUCAAAAGGGUGAUUAUGAUGUGGUGAUCAAUGACUACGAGAAAGCAAAAUCUCUCUUUGGAAACACUGAGGUCCCUGUUUUCAAAAAAGUGUAUGCUGAGGUUGAGACGAGGAUUGCUGCUCUGAGAAGUCUCUUAUUGGACAAACUUCUGCAGACACCGUCAACGCUGCAUGACCAGAAGAGAUACAUCAGGUACCUGUCUGACCUGCAUGCUCCAGGCGACCCGGCAUGGCAGUGCAUCUACGCACAGCACAAGUGGAUCCUGCAGCUCAUGCAAAACUGCAGAGAAGAGUUCAUCAGUGGCCAGAGAGAAGGUGUCGGAGCCUCUGGCCUAGAGGGAGAUACCCGUCCGUCGGCCCUCGGCAGGCUCAGCCAUACAACGUCUCUGAAGAGAGGGGGCAGCCUGCGAACACCACGACCCAGCACAUGGGGCUUUGAAACUCCACAACAGGUGCAGUUCGUGGAGAAGCUGUCCGACGUGGUGAUCGGUCAGCUGCCAAACUUCUGGAAGCUCUGGAUCUCUUAUGUUAAUGGGAGCCUUUUUAGUGAGACUGGAGAGAAAUCAGGGCAGGUGGAAAAAUCCAAGAAGAAUGCCCGACAGAGACAGAACGACUUUAAAAAAAUGAUUGAGGAGAUGACCAAUCGGCUGGUGAAGCUGAUCCGUGGUGCUCUCCUGCCCUCCACCCUGCCAAAGGGGGAAGUGAAUCUGUAUGGCGGCUGGGAGAACAAGACGGAGCUCACUGGAACCUGGCUAACACAGAUCAUCCACACCGUCAGGGCUUGUCACGAUGCCCUGUCUGCUCUGGAGAUCCCAAAUGAUUUGCUGCAGGUGAUCCAGGAUCUGCUGCUGGAUCUGAGAGUUCACUGCCUCAUGGUGACUCUGCUGCACACCACAGAAGAUGUGAAGCGGCUGGCAGAGAAGGAGGACUGGGUUGUAGAUAAUGAAGGCAUCACUAGCCUGCCUGCACAGUUUGAACAAUGCAUGGUCCAGAUGCUUCAGUCGCUCAAAGAGCCACUGGAGAUCAAACCAGGAGAAAUAAAUGUGCUGCAGUUGGACCAGGUCCAGGACCAGGCUGCAGAGCUCAGCGUCGGCAUCAUGAAGGUUUUCAUAAACUGCUUGGAGCAGCUGCGCACUAAGACUGAUAGAGACGGUGAUACCUCUCUCAACAUGUCAGUGGAUCUGUCUUCUCCAGAUCGGUUUCCUGGGGUUCAAGAAAGCUUCACUCCAACAUCUGAGCAGCGUUUACUCAUCAUCCUCAGUAACUGCCAAUACCUGGAGAGACACACCUUCCUAAACUUGGCCGAUCACUUUGAGAAACACGGCCUCACGGGCACAGAGAAGAUCACACGGGUGAGCGUGGAUGCCGUACGAGAGCUAGACAGAAAUCUGUUUGAUGCCUACAUUGAGCAACGAGCUGACCCCAUCGCAGGCUCUCUGGAGCCCGGGAUCUAUGCAGGAUACUUUGACUGGAGGGACUGUCAGACACCUACAGGUGUAAGGAACUACCUGAAGGAAGCUCUGGUCAACAUCAUCACAGUUCAUGCUGAGGUCUUCACCGUCUCCAAGGACCUGGUUCCUCGGGUUUUAUCCAGAAUCAUUGAGUCGGUUGCGGAUGAAAUGUGUCGCCUUAUGCAAUGUGUGUCGUCCUUCAGUAAAAAUGGAGCCCUGCAGGCUCGACUUGAACUAUGUGCUCUGCGGGACGCCGUAGCCGCAUUCCUGAACACUGAAAGCAAUGCCAGCUUCAAACUAGCUCUGGAGGGCCUUCCUCAGCUGCACAGUGGAGCUGAUAAAAAGUUGUUGGAAGAGCUGCUGAACAAGUUUAAAAGCAGCAUGCAGCUCCAGCUCACCUGCUUCCAGCCAUCCUGUGUCCAGCCUGUGAAAAGAUAAACCAACUUUUCUAUCUCCAACUGAACUGCUCUUUCUCUUAUGUCUGUGAAAUCUUCAUCUUUAUCUGUCAUCACUUUAUUUUCACGUUUUCAGUGCCACUCUCAGUUUCUGCUUCACUGGCUUUCACAUGUUUGUCUGCUUAUCUAAUCUAAAGACACUAAAUGAGUGGAUUUCAUUGUUACUGUGGAGGACAGUCCCAGUCAAGGUGGUUAUGCUAAUCACAUGUGAUAGUUUAUUAAUAACUUAGAGGCUUUUUCAAAGGAAGUUGUGGCUCUGCAUUAUGAUUUAGUCUCAACUGUUUCUGCUUAGACUGAUCAGCAUGUCCUAAAAUAUCCUAAUAUUACUGAGAGAAUGUGCUGAAGAUUUUAAGUUUCUGUUCAUGUUUUGCACUCCAUUCUCAUCACCAAAUAAAGUGAGAAUACCUCA
Messenger RNA from Cheilinus undulatus (humphead wrasse), 3282 nucleotides. It is a transcript of the gene exoc2, whose product is annotated as exocyst complex component 2. The transcript has 28 exons. Gene Ontology annotation, cellular component: exocyst. Gene Ontology annotation, biological process: Golgi to plasma membrane transport; exocytosis. The record is from RefSeq and is a predicted model, not a curated record. The coding region runs from base 88 to 2856 and encodes 922 amino acids. Lineage: Eukaryota; Metazoa; Chordata; Actinopteri; Labriformes; Labridae.